This is a messenger RNA of Pseudovirgaria hyperparasitica, 2705 nucleotides long. Its product is annotated as glycosyl hydrolase-like protein. NCBI's taxonomy places the organism in Eukaryota, Fungi, Ascomycota, Dothideomycetes, Acrospermales, Acrospermaceae. Bases 172 to 2445 code for a protein of 757 amino acids. Gene Ontology annotation, molecular function: steryl-beta-glucosidase activity. The transcript is spliced from 4 exons. Gene Ontology annotation, biological process: ergosteryl 3-beta-D-glucoside catabolic process; carbohydrate metabolic process. The record is from RefSeq and is a predicted model, not a curated record.
CUUGACGUCGUGAAGCUCUGCAGUCCACGAGGGCAGAUUGGUUGCAUGCUCAGAGUCAACUGUACUGCCUGUGCACUUCUUGCAAGCUUCUUUUAUUGACGAUUACACUAGCUCUCAUGUUUGCAUAGUCAUAUCCUUCCAUCAGCCCCUAUUUGCCUUUGCUCUCCUCAAAUGGCUCCCUUGCGUCUCCGCAUAGACGGCCGCGUGUUUCGCGACGAGCACGACCGCGAGAUUACCCUCCACGGGAUUAACGUCGCAGGUGAUGCGAAGUUUCCCACCAUUCCCGAUCUGCCCUCCCAUGUUGCUGAGAAUUUCUUCGAAGGCGACACUGUAUCCUUCGUUGGCCGCCCCUUCUCCGUCGAUGAGGCCCACGUACAUUUUGCUCGCUUAAAGAGAUAUGGUUACAACACUAUACGAUAUGUUUUCACAUGGGAAGCCAUAGAACAUGCUGGCCCGGGAACAUAUGAUGAAGAAUGGAUUCAACAUACUAUUUCAGUUCUGCGUCUCGCCGGAGAAUAUGGGUUUAUGGUUUUUAUGGACCCUCAUCAGGACGUAUGGUCGCGCUUCUCUGGAGGUUCAGGUGCCCCUAUGUGGACUAUAUAUGCCUGUGGGCUCAAUCCUAAGACAUUCCACGUAACAGAAGCGGCCUUAGUUCAGAAUGUCUACAAAGACCCUAUCACAUUCCCUAAGAUGAUAUGGGCUACCAACUAUCAGCGAAUGGCUUGUCAAGUGAUCUUUACGCUCUUUUUCGCAGGCAGAGAGUUCGCUCCCAAAGCCGUAAUAGACGGGAAAAACAUUCAGGACUAUCUUCAAGAUCAUUUUCAUAAUGCUUGCAGGCAUCUGGCACAGCGAAUGCACGAGGCUGGAGGACUUGAAAAUGAAAUUGUGAUCGGGUGGGAAACGCUAAACGAGCCGAACCGUGGGAUGAUUGGCUGGCACGACCUUGCGCAGUUCCCAAGUGAGAUAAAACUACGCAAGGGAAGUUCUCCUACAGCAUGGCAAGCUAUUCUCAACGGAUCUGGCCGAGCUUGCGAAGUGGAAACUUGGGAAUUCGGGGGCAUGGGGCCUUUCAAAUCAGGCUCGGUGUUGGUUGACCCCGAAGGUCAGAGCGCGUGGCUGCCUACCACGUACGAUGAUACUUUCUAUGGCUGGAAAAGAGACCCUGACUGGAGACUUGGGGAAUGCCUUUGGGCACAGCAUGGCAUAUGGGAUCCUGCGACUGAUGCCUUAGUUCAAAAGAAUUACUUCUCCAAAGACCCACGCAGCGGAAAGCUAAUCGAUUACGAGUACUUUACAAAUCACUGGUUCAUGGAUUUCUACCGCAGAUACCGCGACGCAAUACGGAGUGUUUUCUCAGGGUCUGUCAUAUUCUGUCAACCUCCAGUCUUAGAGAUACCCCCUGCCCUCAAAGGCUCGCCAGAUGACGAUCCCAAUAUGGUUUUUGCACCCCACUUCUAUGACGGUAUUACGUUAAUGACGAAAAAAUGGAAUAGGAUAUGGAAUGUUGAUGUCUUUGGUGUGCUGCGUGGCAAGUACUGGUCUCCUGCUUUCGCCGUUAAGAUAGGGGAGACAGCCAUUCGUAAUUGCUUUAAGGACCAACUUACUGCAAUCCAAAAGGAAGGAAUGGAUUACAUGGGCACGAGGCCAUGUGUGUUCACCGAAAUUGGAAUACCUUAUGAUAUGGAUGAUCAGUAUGCGUAUAAGACGGGCGAUUACACAAGUCAAACGCUGGCCAUGGAUGCAAACCAUUUUGCCUUAGAGGGAAGCAAUGCGAAUGGUUUCACCUUAUGGGUAUACGUCGCUAGUAACAAUCACAAAUGGGGAGAUCAAUGGAAUGGAGAAGAUCUCUCUAUAUUCUCGAAGGAUGAUCGACCACUUCCCCUAUCGCCCUUUUCUCGCAAUCAGUCGACCGCCUCUUUCGACAAUACAUCACCUUCGUUUUCACAAAGCCAAACGUCAGAAGCCCCAAGCGUCACACCUUCUACAUUGAAGGACUCGCUGUCCCCUCAUGCCAUGAGCUCCAAAACAAGCAAAAGUGCUGAACCUGGGUCAGGCUUCCGGGCUGCUGAAGCCUACAUUCGACCUACUCCAAUAACGACAUGCGGCGACAUUGUAUCAUACGGUUUUGAUCUGCGCAAUUGUGUCUUUAAGCUUGAAUUGAUCACCCCGAGUGCUACGAGUGAAAACGCGCCUACUGAAGUGUUUCUACCAGAAUUUCACUUUCCACCUGGGAACACCACCGUAGAAGUUAGCGGCGGUAAAUGGCAGAUUAACAUUGGCGAUAAAAAUAAUGGCCUCAUCCAAAUACUGCGAUGGUGGCACGCCGCAGGCGAACAAACUAUUACAGUGAAAGGCGUCAUUCAGCGGCCAGGGCUCAUGCUGGAUAAGGAAGAAGAAGCGGGCUACAUAGAGCAGUGCCAGCAGCGCAAUUGCACCCUCAUGUAAUGCAGCUUUGGAUACCUGAAGAAGCUUUAGCGACUCAAUAUCUGCAUUCUGUGGGCACUGGGCAUCGUUCUAGUCUAAAUGACGAAACUUUUAAGACCGCAAUAAUGUAUCAUUUAAGUCACAGAUUCGAGGUGGAGCACAAUCAAAUAUCCUUGUCUUUGGCGCGCGGUACGACAACGGCUGUGCGCUAGGGCUAGGUCCCCCCACAAGCAACUAAGGUCAGCUAACAGCUUGGUCGGUGAGGUAAUUUAAUUAACAGU